Trifolium pratense (red clover) is the source of this 1917-nucleotide messenger RNA. RefSeq lists its product as uncharacterized. The transcript has a single exon. NCBI's taxonomy places the organism in Eukaryota, Viridiplantae, Streptophyta, Magnoliopsida, Fabales, Fabaceae. The record is from RefSeq and is a predicted model, not a curated record. Bases 1 to 1917 code for a protein of 638 amino acids. Gene Ontology annotation, molecular function: zinc ion binding; nucleic acid binding.
AUGGUGUUACAAAAUAAGAAUUGGAAUACCCAUAAUGGAGGAAUUAUAGUUUCGCAUUUCCCUCCUGAACAAACUAUAAGUCUAGGGAAAAAUGUUGAAGCUACAGCUUAUCUGAAUCUUCAGAAGGUGGAGAGUGAUCAUAUUACUCUCAAAGAAAUAAAUGCGAUAAUUAAAUCUCAGAAUUACACUAAUUCUUUCCUUAUUUGUUUAGGUGACCAAUUUAUGUCCCUAGAAAAAGAUAUUACUGAUUUAAAAUUACUUUUUGAAGAACAAUUAACUAAGCAAAGUCUAAUUUUAAAACAAUUAGAAAAGAAUAAAAAUGAUAUGGAGUCUUCAGAAAUUAUUAUUAAUAAAGAUGUCCCUAUCAUUCAACCACCUAUAGCGGUAGAAGGAUUUAAAUUAAAAUCUAAUAAUAAUGAAUUUAUUCAUGUUUUAGAAGAAAAGCUUAAGCAGAUGCGCUUAAAUGUUUUAUCUCAAAAAGGUAUGUCUGACACCUCUGAUAUAGAAGAUAUUGACCAAUUAACAGAAAUAUUUGCUAAUGAAGAGAUUAAUGAUCAGGUUGCACAAGUAAAUCCUAUUUAUGCUCCUAAGCCAGUAGAAAAAUACUACUAUAAGAGGCCAUCGCCUCAAGAUUUACUCUUUGAAGAAACUGAACCCUUUCAGAAUUCUUAUUCUGGAAAGGCCAUUUAUGAAUGGAAUAUUGAUGGCUUAAAUGAUAAGCAAAUUAUUGAUAUGAUACAUAGGAUAAUCAUGUAUUCCUCUGUGUGUAAACAACAAGGGAAUUCUGAUAGUUCUAUAGCUUCGUUUAUAACGACUGGUUUUAUUGGCCAAUUAAGAGGUUGGUGGGAUCAUUACCUCACUGAUGCUCAGAAGAAAGAAAUUCUUUCUCAUAAAAAACUUAUUAAAACUGAAACAUCAAGUAGUAGUACUACUAUCACUACUACCGGAGAGGAAGAUGCAGUUUAUACACUAUGUCUUUCUAUUCUACAACAUUUUGUAGGAACUAAUGUACCCAUUGCUGAGAAAUUGCAAACAUUAUUGCAAAAUCUUAGAUGCCCAUCUUUAACUCACUUUAGAUGGUAUAAAGAUACUUUUCUAUCUAGAGUUUUUCAAUUAAAUAAUCCCAAUUCUAUGCAUUGGAAAUCAAAAUUUGUAGAUGGUUUGCCUCAUCUUUUUGCUGAAAGAAUAAGACAAACUCUUAGAAACAAUAAUGAUGGAAUAAAUAUUAAUUAUUCUGAUUUAACUUAUGGCCAAAUCAUUAGUACAUGUAUUAAUGAAGGCUUAUCUUUAUGUAAUGACAUAAAACUUAAAAACCAACUUAAAAAACAGAAAUUAACUGAAAAACACCAAAUAGGUGAAUUUUGCGAACAAUUCGCUUUUGAUCUUGAAAAACCCCCUGAGAGCAGGAAGAAGGGUAAAAUAGAAAGGUUCAAACCUUAUAAAGGUAGAAGAAAAAAUCCCCCAGAUACUUAUAAGUAUUCCUACAAGAAAAAACGUAGAAAAAAUUAUUCCAAGCCAAAAUAUAAGGAUUAUACUCCUAACUUUAGUAGAAAAAGAAAAGCUAAAAAGCUUGACAUAACUUGCCACAAAUGUGGAAAGAUCGGUCAUUAUGCCAAUCAAUGUAGGACUAAAAAAGCCCUAAAUGAAAUUGAGGAUGAAGAACUUAGAAAUCAGCUAGAAAAGGUUCUUCUUAUUAAUUCUAGUUCUGAAUCUGAAACUGAGUCCUCUAAUGAUGAGGUUAGCUAUAGCUCUUCUUCAGACACAUCUGACAAUAAUAACUGUCAAUGUAAUGAACUAAGUUAUUGGAAAUCCAUAGUAGAAAUGAAUGGUCUAAAUGUUUUGACCAAUGAACAGGAUGAAGCUUUAAAAGCUUUAGAAUCCAUAUCAGAUGAUAAUCUAAGGAGAAAGUUAAUAUAA